UUCCGGGUGACGUUUUAAUUUUCACUGAAAUAGCCAGGCUUUUUGCAAAUAAUAAUAAAAAAAACAGUUGCAGCUUGGGAUGAAGUUUUUCCAGUGCGCUGGGAGGAAAAGGAUUGAUUGGAGGCAAAUGGGGAGAUUUCCAAGAAAAUCGGGACAUUCUGUUCUCGUUCCCUCCCGGGGGCCCUGCGGCGACGUGCAUCCCCCCGGCGCUGCCGCCGCGGGGUCCAGGGCCGCUCCGUGCGCGCCGGAGAGGGGCUACGACCCCCCGGCCCCGCGCCACCCCCGUCCGGCGGGUUUUGUGCUGAGACUCCGAAAUGCUCCGCAUUCCCCGGCCCCGGCCCGGCGGGGGGGGCGCGGGGAGCCGGACAAGGUGCUCCUUGUGCCGCCGGCGCGUGGGAGGCGCCGCCGGAGCCGGGCGGGCUCGGAGCGGACCCGGACCCCGUGCCGGGCUGGGGGCGGCCGGCGGGUCCGACCCACGCGGUGGCCGUGGGCCGCGGCUCGGCGCUGGGGAAUGGCAGCAAUGCCGGCGCGGGGCGUUUCCCCCCCCCCCGGCUCGGGAAUGCCAGAUAUGAGCCGCUGACCUUUACGGCACCGGCCCCGCUCGCCCGGCGUGGGAAGGAAAUGCCACCCUGCCCCGGGAGCGAAAGGGCUGGGAGAGCCCGGACGCCUGGGUCCCUCCUAGCAGGGGAGGUUCGAGCGCAGGGGCCAGGACGCCUGGGCCCCCCCCUUGGAGGCGAGGCGGGGAGGGGGAAGCCUCUGCUCUGGGAAAAACACUUCCCCUCCAGCGCUCCGGAGCUGUUCCCGGCAGGAAGGAGCUCGGAGCCGCGGGGCAGGGACGCAGCGGAGCCAUGGUCUGCUCGCAGGAGGCCGGCGCCCGGAGACGCAGCUGAAGGUGCCGUCGCGGUCGGCGUCAGCCCGCGGCCGCCUGAGGAAGCCAGCGACGGGGGCAGAGCUGUGCCGGCGGGGACGCUCCAUGCGGAGCUGAAGCGGCCGCAGCCGAGGGAAGGCGCCAGGCGGCCGAGCCGGGACCCGCGACCGGGGGCAGGAUGGAGCCCGGCGGGGCCAAGGAGCACGUCGCCGCACCGGAGCUGGUGGAGAUCGUGGUGGAGACGGCGGCCGAGGCCGGGGUGACGGGCAUCAGCCUGGCCGGCGGCGGGAAGGAGGGCAUCUACGUCUCCGACGUGCAGCGCGACUCCAGCGCCGCCAAGGCCCUGCGCCUCCGCGAAGGCGACCAGCUGCUCAGUGCCAGGGUCUUCUUCGAGAACGUGCGCUACGAGGACGCGGUGCGGCUGCUGCAGUGCGCCGAGGCCUGCAAGGUCUCCUUCUGCCUCAAGCGCACCGUGCCCAGCACCGACGCCGCCGUCCCCCCCGGGGCAGCCAGCUCCGAGGCGAAGGGGCCCAAGGCGAAGGUGGCCCGGCUGAACAUCAAGAGCCUGACGCCCUUGAAGAAGAAGGCGGCGGCGAAAGCCCCGGCAGCGGCGGCGGCAGUGCCGGGGGUGAAGCCGGACGCGGGGCCCGUGGACGUGGAGUUCUCCCUGCCCAAGCUCUCCAGGCUGGUGAGGGGCUGGAGCACGGCAGCGGCGGCAGCGGGUGCAGCCGCCCCGGCCCCCCCAGGGCCCCCGGAGGCGGUGGCUGCGGCGGUGGCUGAGGCCAAGCGGACGCGGCUGGCCUUCUCCCGGCUGACGGUGAGGGAGGCGGUGGCCGGGAAAGCGGCAGUGCUGGAGGUGGAGGAGCCCCGGGCGAAGCUGGAGGUGGCCCUGCCCCGGGGCGGCAUGGAGCCCGCGGCUCCCAAAUCGCCCCCGGCUUUGGGCAAGGAGGAGCCCGGCGCCGAGGCGGAGGCCAAGUUCAGGGCUCCCCGCGUGGAGCUGGACGUGCCGCUGCCCAGCCUCGGGGCGCCGGCGGCCCUCCCGGCCGUGGACGUGGCAGUGCCCAAGGUGGACGUGGGGCUGAGCCUGCCCGGCGCGGCACCCCCGGCUGUGCCGGCACCGCCGGAGCCAGGGCUGCGGGCUCCGGCGCUGGAGAUCGCGGUGCAGCCGCUGGCCCUGGAGCUGCAGCUCCCCGCGGCGCGGCGCGAGCCGGAGCCGGCGCCGGAGCCGGCCGCCCGGGAGGCUCCCGGCAUCACCGCCAAGGUGCCCAAAAUCGCCCUGCCCAAGCUGGGGGGCAAAGCCGGGCAGGGGGAGGCGGCCGGCGCCCUCCCGGCGCCCGAGGCGGACACGGCGGCCGGGGAGAGCCCCAAGGCCAGAGGGCCCAGGGUGAAGCUGCCGAGCCUGGGCAUCUCCCUGCCGGCGGCACCGGCGCCCGCGGCACGGGCCAAGCUCCCGGCCGUGAAGGUGCCCUCCAUCGACAUCGCGGUGCCCAGCGCCGCCGUGGAGCUGGCGCCCGCCGAGCCGCUGCCGCCGCCGCCGCCAGCCCCAGAGCCGGGCAAGUUCGCCGUUCCCAAGCUGGACCUCAGCGUGCCGGGGGCGAAGGCGCUGGAGCUGCCCAGGGGCGCCGUGCCGAAGCCGGAGCUGGGCAUCGCCGUGGAGCAGCCGCGGCUGGAGGUGAAGCUGCCGGCGGCCAGGGCGGACGGCGGGGGCCCGGAGCCAGAGCCGGCCCCGGCCAGGCUGAGCUUCCCGGUGGUGCCGGUGCCGGCGCUGGACAUCGCGGUGCCCGCGGUGGCCGUGGGCCUGGAGCUGCCAGCGGCGCGGGCCGUGGCGGCACAGGAGCCGGCCCCGCCGGCGGCGGCUGAGGGUCCAGCGGGUGCCGAGGGGCCGGGCCUGGGCGCCGUGGUGGCCAGGAUCCCCAAGGUGGACAUCGCCGUGGGGCGGGCGAAGCCGGAGGCAGCGGCGGCGGAGCCGGACGCGGCGGCCGCGGUGGAGAGGGGCCUGCGGAGACUCAGCCUGGAGCUGGAGGUGCCGGCGGCGGCGGCGCGCGACGCCAAGGCCAAGCCGCCCAAGUUCGCCCUGCCGCGGUUCGGCGCGGCGGGGCCGAAGGCGAGGAGGAGCGCGGAGGGGGAGCCGGCGGCGCCGAGCCCCGAGGGCGGCGCUGGGGCGGCGAAGCUGCGGGUGCCCAAGCUCUCGCUGCCGCGGCUCGGCGGCAAGGACAAGGAGGGCGAGGCCGCGGCGGAGGCCGGCGGCGCCGAGGCCCCGGCCAGGAAGGCCAAAUUCAAGAUGCCGACGUUCGGGGUGGCCCGGCGGGAAGCGGAGGAGCCCGGCCCGGUGCCGCCGGAGGGGACGGAAGGCACUGCCGGCUGCCUCCCGGCUCCGGAGGGGGGAAUUCGGCUGCCGCAGGUGGAGCUGCCGGGGCUGGGGGCCGGGGGCCGGGCGGCGGUGGGGCCGGGGGGUGACGGCGGGGACGCCCGGGUCCCCCGGGUGCCCUCCCUCGGCGUGGCGGUCCCGGCGGUGGAGCUGGACAUCGGCCUGCCACGGGCCGGCGCGGCCGAGGACGCCGGCGCCGCCGCCGAGAGCCGCCGGAAAAUGCCGCGGGUGGAGCUGAGCCUGGAGGGGCGGCGGGAGCGGAGGGGCUCGGCGGAGCCGGCCGGUGCCCCCGGCAGCCCCCGGCUGCGGCUGCCCUGGCUGGACAUCGCCCUGCCCCGGACGCGGCUCUCCGACACGGAGCUGCUGCCGGCGGCGGCGCCCGGCGGCGCCUCCCGGACGCCCUGGCUGGGGCUGCCCGGCUUCCCCAAGGGGAAGGCGCCGGCGCCGGAGCCGGGGUGGGGGGACGCGGCCGGGCGGCGCGGCGGGAUGAAGCUGCCGCGCUUCGGCGGGUCGAGCCCCGACGUCCGCGGCGCCGCGGUCCCGGACGCCGCCGGCACCGGCAGCAGGGCACCGUCGCUGCCCGCCGGCUUCGCCGCGGCGCCGGAGCCGCCCGGCCCCGAGGGCCGGUUCUGGCUGAAGGUGCCGGCGCUGGGGCUGGGCAAGGCCGGGGCCGGGGCGGAGGCCGAGACGCGGCCGCUGUGCCCGCCGGCGCCCAGCCGCCCGCCCCGCGUCGCCAUCCCCGACGUGGGCUUCUCGGCCGAGGGGCGGCCGGGCCGCGGUGAGGAGCCGGGGCGGGAGGCGGGAGGCUUCGAGGCCGGGCUGAAGAUGCCGAAAAUCAGGCUGCCGGCGGGGGCCGAGGCGGAGGGGCGGCGGCCGGCGCUGAAGGUGCCCGAGCUGGAGCUGGCGGCCCCCGGGGAGGGCUCCGGCGGCGGCGGGGGGCCGCCCGGGGCCGAGGCCGAGGCCGGGAAGCGGGGCCGGGUGAAGCUGCCGCGCUUCGGCAUCGCCCUGCCGCGCGGCGCCCCGGAGGGCGGCGAGGAGGCGAGGGCGAGGAUGGCCGGCGUGAGGAAGGCCGUGCUGGAGCUGGUGCGGCCCAAGGGCAGGGGGGCCGAGGGCACCGCGGGGCUGCUCGAGGGCGACGGCGCCGACAGCAAGGGGGGGGCGGCCGAGCCCGGCGCGGGGGCCGAGGUCGACGGGGAGCCGGGGGCGGCGGGGGCGGGCGUGCGGCGGCGGCGGCUGCCCCAGGUGGGCUUCUCGGCGGGCGCCGAGCCCCCCGGGGCGCAGCCCGGCACGGCGGCGCGGGCCGCGGCGCGUCUGCCCCGCCUGGAGCUGGCGGCGCCGGCCCGGCCCGCGGCGCCCGACCCCGAGCUCAGCCGGCGCCUGGUGAAGCCGGAGGAGCCGGAGCCGGAGCCGCCGCGCGCCGGCACCCUGGCCGCCCUCCGCAGCCUCCGGGCGCCGCGGCUCGCCCUGGGCGGUGGGCGGCGGCGGGACGGGGCGGCCGUGGUGGCCUCCGCCGCCCGCACCGAGCUGGCCGGGCUGGAGGGGGCCGGCGCCGCCGAGCCCCCCCCGGCCCCCGCCGGGUUCCGGCUGCCCAAGCUGGCGCUGAGCCCCCCGGCCCGCGCCGCCCCGGCGGACGCCGCCGCCGCCGCCACGUAGAGGGGUGCAGAGACCGCCGCGCUCGGUGCACGCGCCGAUACCGGCCUCGGGCUGCCCCGGGCCCGCUUUCCGGCGAGGAUAAUGUGAAUAGAGCAUCGAGCUACGCUUACCAUGACGGUUUUUACCACUCGUCGUCUGCACCCGCUGCUCGCCGCCGGCUCUGCCGCACGGCGGGUCGGUGCGCGGUGCAAGGGUCGCCUCCGGUUUCCUGCCGCUGCUUUAACCCCUCCGAGUUUCUAGUUCUGUUGUUCUGCAGCCAGCUGUCCAUUUUAUUUCCCCCCCUUGUUUUCUAAACGCCGGGAGCUGGCAACUAACAGUCCUCGCCGCGCUCCCCCGGCCCCCGUGCCAUCGCUCCCGCCGCGAUUUUGGAGGAAAACCCUGUCCCAGGUGUGGGGUUUCCUGCACACCCGGAGCUCGUGCUCCCGUUAACCCCACGGACGCGGCUCCUAACAGCUCGCCUUAACUCUCCACGCCGGGGAAGAUGCUCAGAGCCGGUUGCUCCCCCCUUUUAUUUUCCAGAUAAAAGCCAUUAAUCUGGGUGUCCCCCGCGGCUCGGAUGCUGCCUGCGCCUUCGUCCCCAGCCCCUGCCCCGUUCUUGGUCCCGCUGGAAUAAACAUUAACCUGAGAA
Messenger RNA from Dromaius novaehollandiae (emu), 5517 nucleotides. RefSeq names its product periaxin (gene PRX). The transcript has 7 exons. Gene Ontology annotation, cellular component: cytoplasm; nucleus. Gene Ontology annotation, molecular function: protein binding. The record is from RefSeq and is a predicted model, not a curated record. Bases 1047 to 4889 code for a protein of 1280 amino acids. Lineage: Eukaryota; Metazoa; Chordata; Aves; Casuariiformes; Dromaiidae. Gene Ontology annotation, biological process: peripheral nervous system myelin maintenance; regulation of RNA splicing.